Molecule: messenger RNA, 2103 nt
Organism: Mercurialis annua (annual mercury)
Lineage: Eukaryota; Viridiplantae; Streptophyta; Magnoliopsida; Malpighiales; Euphorbiaceae
Product: glycosyltransferase family 92 protein RCOM_0530710
Exons: 1
Coding region: 175-1932 (585 amino acids)
Source: RefSeq, a predicted model, not a curated record
AACUUUCGCUUUCUUUCAUUACUUGCUUCCUUCUUUCUUCCCCCAGUCUCCCUAAACGGCAGCCAUUGAACGCGUUUUCAUCUCUCUUUUCUUCAACUUUCUCCCCAUCUCUUCAUUUCAAGAUCAACAAAAAAUCUCCGAUUUAAAUUCAAGAUUUUAUUCAUCAGUUCACUAAUGGAAUCGGAGCAACGCCGCAAGCGGAGGCGUUUAUUAAACAAACCCACCGCCGAUUCUUUCUACUUUACAGUAAGGUCCUUAACUGUUUGCUUCUCUUUCUUUAUUUUUCUCCUAUUUAUCUCUUCAGAUCGUUUUUCAAUUUCAACCGGGUCGUUUCGACCCGUUCUUACUGUGCCCGCUUCUUUCUUGCCGACUCGUUUGGGUUUAACUCGCGAUUCUUUUGAUACUAGAUCUUUGCCUUUAGUAGUUGAAGAUAGGGUUUUGUUUCCGGACCAUGUUUUGCUAAUUGUGUCUAAUAAAGUACUACAUAGCAGUCAGAAUUUGGAAUGUGUUUACUACAAUUUGUUCAGUUCGGAGGAUUUGGUUUUAAGGCCUGUUAUAUCUGUUGAUGAUUAUCAUGGAGAUAAGUCUGUUAUCCGCUGCCCGAUUCCGCCGACCAACUGCUCUGCUUCUGUUAAUUUGCGGUGGUAUUGGGAGGCGGCGCAAGGUGGUGCAGCCGCGGUGAAGACGGCGGCUGUUGCUUCUUGGGAUAGAGUGGUGUAUGAGGCGGUUUUGGAUUGGAAUUCCGCGGUUGUGUUUGUGAAAGGAUUGAAUCUGCGGCCGCAUAAGGAGUCUGAUCCUACGCAGUUCAGGUGUCAUUUUGGUUUGAGUAAAUUUGAUAAGGAUGAGGGUUUUGUGUUUUCUACUGACGCGGUUGCGGCUGCGCAAGAGGUUAUAAGGUGUUUGUUGCCGCGGAGUAUUCAGAAUAAUCCGGGGAAGGCUCAGGGUAUUCGAGUUACUGUUAGUCAUGUUGAUGCCCGCGAAGACGGUGUUGAUAGGCCUUUGCCUUCCGUGGCGAAGGUUUAUAGUGCUAAGUCGUAUGAUGAUAAGAGGAGUAAUAAGGGGAAGUAUGAGCUUUGUGCUUGUACUAUGAUGUGGAACCAAGCUUCGUUUCUCCGCGAGUGGAUUGCUUACCACGCUUGGCUCGGUGUUGAGCGGUGGUUCAUCUAUGACAAUAAUAGUGAUGAUGGGAUUCAAGAAGUAAUUGAUGAGCUUAAUUUGGAAAACUACAAUGUUAGUCGGCAUUCUUGGCCAUGGAUUAAAGCACAGGAGGCUGGUUUUUCGCACUGUGCUAUGCAAGCAAGAAGCGAAUGCAAGUGGCUAGGGUUUUUCGAUGUGGAUGAGUUUUUCUACUUCCCUCGCCACCGAGGACAAGAUAUGCAAGGACAGAAUUCACUGAAAACCCUAGUAGCAAAUUACUCAGACUCUCCAACAUAUGCCGAGAUAAGAACAAUUUGUCACAGCUUCGGUCCCUCAGGGUUGACUGCAGCUCCAUCACAGGGAGUGACAGUUGGGUACACUUGCCGGCUGCAGGCUCCUGAACGGCACAAAUCUAUCGUGCACUUAGAAAAACUAGACACCACCCUUCUCAACGUGGUUCAUCAUUUCAAGCUAAAGGAGGGAUAUAGAUACCUGAAUUUACCAGAAAGCACGGGUAUAGUGAACCACUACAAAUAUCAAGUGUGGGAUAGUUUUAAAGCCAAGUUCUUUAGGCGAGUUUCUACCUAUGUUGCUAACUGGCAAGAAGAUCAAAACCAAGGUUCAAAGGACAGGGCACCCGGCCUCGGUACAGUGGCCGUAGAACCACCGGACUGGCGAUUACGAUUCUGUGAAGUUUGGGACACUGGCUUAAAGGAUUUUGUUUUGGCUAACUUUGCUGAUACCACAACUGGAUACCUUCCAUGGCAGAGGUCUUCUUUUAUAAAGAAAUCAUAAUAAUAGGAGCUUGCAUAUAAAACAGAAUAUUUAUACAUACACAGUUUAAUUCAUUCUUUCUUUUGUUUUGCAAUUUUGUACCUUAAACUUUUGGGGUGUCAUAGAUGUGCAAAUUACACACUUCUUACACAUUUGUAAAGAUGCUAAAAUACGAAAUGAUUCUUUACAUUA